Messenger RNA from Amoebophrya sp. A25, 7053 nucleotides. NCBI's taxonomy places the organism in Eukaryota, Dinophyceae, Syndiniales, Amoebophryaceae. The record is from the annotation of a GenBank genome assembly.
AUGUCGGAGGCGGAAGCUAGUAAGGAUGAUGGUCCGGAGAUGGAGAAGCCCCUGGAAAAGGGCGGCGAGAACGAUUGCUCCAAUGGGCCAGUGAAAAACCGAGGAUGCACGGAUAUCUUCUGCACAGCACUGUUCGCGGUGCAUUGGGUACUUAUACGCAUUUUGAAAUUUUUGGGUUAUUUCUGAGUCGUGCAUUGGGUACUUAUACACAUUCUCAGAUGUUGGGCUGUCUUUGAAGUAGGAAGAUUACUACUACACUGUGACACAGACUACACUGUGAAACUUGGUAUUAAGGAACCGGAUGGAAGAAGUUUUGUAGGACGUUUCUGUUGUGUCUGUGUGAACAACACCUACUAGUUUAGAUUCCAAGGUUUCCUCCACCUCCAUCCUGACUACAUCGCCCUCGUCAGGUCGUGUUCAUCAUUAUCAUGGGUAUCUGUAUGGGAGGCGAUGGAGACCCAGUUCGAUUGACGGCGAUGCGAGAUUGGAAGGGUGGCUUUUGCGGUUCAAAGGGAAACUUCAACCCUUGGAAUGCGGAUGAGAAAUAUGGCCUUCCAACAUCUCCACAAUUUUAUACCAAAUCUCCAGCAUUCUUCAUUGUAGUAUAAUUUAUUUAAUAAACGUUAUUUGAUAAAUGUUUAUUUACUGAUCUUAGAAAGUCCUAGGUUCAUCUUAUUAAUAAACGUUUAUUUUUUAUUUUCGUAAUAAUAUUACGUCUCAUCUAAUCGAUUGGUCCGGGAUGGGACCUCACUGGGAAAGAACAGCAAUUCUACGCGAUGAAUGUCCAAGCGAUGUUUCAGUUUCUUGGUGUGGGCGGAAAGAUUUGCAGUCCUACAAUCAAAGCCGCAUAUGAUGCUGCGAGUACUAUGAGAUUUGUUUAGGUUUUUUUCUUGGAGCAAGAAUUCCGUUAGACAGGACGGGCACAGAGGUAUCAUGACAUGACAUACGACGAUUCUGGCCUCGAAGAAGUUGAUAUUACUUGUAUCCAAUAUUUGAUGACAUAUCACCAGUCAAAUUACCAGCAGCACAUGUUCCAUUUAUGAUUGCGAUUCUCUUCUAGCUCCUCUGCAAUAUUAUCUAUGCCAGAAGAAGUAGAAACGUCGAAAUCCAACCCUAAAUCUUUCAUGACCCACAGAUGAUUGAUCGAACCCACAGAUGAAUGUAAAUCUUUCUGCAGAUAGCCCACCUGCCACUGAGAAUGCAGCCGCUCUGUGUGCUGGUGUAGGCAACGAUGAUCCUACAGCUAAGAUGCAGAAACUCGCGAGCGGUGACGUGUCCAUGCUCAUGGAGGGAGAUCCUAGCAUGCUGUCGCAGAUGUCCACAUUUUUCACGCCAUCCUGCGUUACUUCCUGUACAGACGUCUCGAAUUUCGCCAUAGGCGCCAAAGCAACGGCAGGAACAAACCAGACAAUGGCAUCAGCGAGGACAUACAACUAUUACCCACCACCGAAUGUUGGAUGGUACUUCUACUGCUUUAUACACCUAUUACCAGGCACGACCGAAUAUUGGAUGGUAUUGAAUGUGUUUCUAGGAAAUACUAAGUGUUUCUAGAAAAUGUGCGUUUCGAAAAAAUUCGUGUCUGUCGAUACUAUGUUGAUGUACGUAUGUUUUCUAUGUUGUACGGGCAGAGUAUGUAAAAACUUUUCCAUCCAUGUGUGGUCACAUACAAGAUCAUCUUCUUCUUCCAUUAUCAUGCCAGGUACAAGAUCAUGCACUGGCUGUAUACUACUGGAGGUUCCACUCUAGACGCUAUCCCGGGUCUCCGAGACAUGCUCUCUUUUCAAGCUCUUCCAGCCUCUAUUUGUCCAGAUGUUAAGGCUUAGCCUAUGUAUAACUCUUACUUCUGUUAUAAUUCAAUUCAUUGUAGUUAUACUUCGUCAACGUUGUCUCUCGUGUCUUCUUCACUUCUGAGGGGAAUGGCAUCGCAUAUUCCUCUAGGUGCUGGUACGUAUGCUAGCCAGUGUUUUACUAGACUUCAUGAAAUGAAAUCAAAUAGUUGCAAUGUCUUCGAUAUGAUUUCUCGCUGUGUAUAGUUGAUGCUAAAAAGCUCUAAUGAAACUCCUCAGUACUGCAUCCCCUUCCCGGGUCUGAAGCAGAUGGCUGUCGCUGACUUGUGCGUUUUCGAUUUUGGAACUAGCGGACUCAGCGCGGCUGCUGGUGCAGCUGCGGAUGCUUUGUCUAUUAUGGCGAUGGAUGACGUGAUACAGUACUAUCCGGGAUAGUAGUGUACUAGUAGUAGUUGGUGUCUAGAUUGUUGUCCACGAGUAAGUACUAAACAAGAAGUACUUUUGUGCGAGGUGCUCCAAGUAGUUGAUGAUCCUGAUCCCCUAAAUCCCAUACGAUAGGUGGAAGGUACUAGCACACCUGUGGUCUCUAAUUUUCAAAGCGCAGGAGCUAUCGCUCCAGAUUUCGGUUCCAUGAUGGGUGAUAUUCAAAUCGCAGCUUGGUCCUUCGUGAUUGUCGGGAUCCUCUCCCUUGUGAUCUUAUGGAGGACUUGGAGAUGUACCCGACACGCCGCAUGGACUUUUUUCUAGUUGAAAUGGGAAAAGGGUCGAAAGGCACUCUCACGUACUUCUAGGUCAGGAAACGGGAAAAGGGUCGAAAGGCACUCUCACGUACUUCUAGGUCAGGAAACGGGAAAAGGGUCGAAAGGCACUCUCACGUACUUCUAGGUCAGGAAACGGGAAAAGGGUCGAAAGGCACUCUCACAUACUUCUAGUUCAGGAUGAUGAAAAACUACCACUACUACGCCCCUCGUCUAAGUACUGGCUUCGUGUUUAUGAUUUUGUUGCGAUUCUUCGUCGGCUACAUUGUGUGGAGUGCAAUUCUUUCUGUUCUGGUGCUCUUGUGUGCGGGUGGCGGUUACUUCUAUGCCCAAACCAUUUGUGAGGAGAAGACUUUGACGGCGCCAGUAACAAACUCGACCACGGGACUUGCCACUGUUACGGCUACUUACCAUAUGUAAGUAGAUACUUCCAGACUUCUGGAGCCCUGGCCGCUGCCUGUCGCAAGCCAGAAGUCUCUUAAUCUUAAUCUUGCCUGCUAUUGAGCAAGUGUAUUAAGUAUUUGGGGAAAUUAGACGAGAUGUUGCCGUAGUCGACUGUAGAAUGGUUUCUCCAUCAUCGAAUAAACCUGAACUUCUUCUUCAAAUAGACGAUGGAAAAAAACGCUAAGAACCAAGAUGCCAGAAUAUUAGAUCCUUCAAGUUCAAAUAAUCCCUGUAUUUGAUCUUAAUAAACAUAAAAAACCGACCGGCGCUAAUAAGAGAGCAGUGACUACAUCGACGGUGGAGGAUUGCGAGGAACCAGAUGAGAGCGUCCGAGACCAGAACAAGGUGUACGCUUACAUCUUCUUGAUCUUAAGGCUUCCUCUAAUGAUCUCCCAUUUUGAGAGAAGUCAUCCUAGGAGAGACGUUUUGUCUCAAGGGGUGGCAACGGUCGCAGGGUUGUAUUUCAACGGGUGGAAACGUGUCUCAGGAGGAUGGACUUUGCGAUGCAUCAGGGAGAGCUCUAAUCAUCCUUGCCGGAAUCUACGCGUUCUUUUUAAGGCUACCGCUAACGCAUCCUCAACUCCAUCCUUGGCUCCUUUUUCAAGGAAAAAAGGGUCAGGGAUGGGCUCAAGGAUGCGACGUGGUAGCUCUAAUCUUCAUCUGCUGCAUGUUUACCCGAAUCAAACUGGGAAUCGCUGUCAACAAAGUCGCCGCCAAGUUCGUCUAUCAAACGAAGGGAAUCAUCCUGUUGCCACCGAUACAAGCUGUGUACUGCUUCUUUCUAUUAGAUGUUGACAGGUUAGUUGUGAUGCUGCAUGAAGAGGAAAAUCUUUUGGAAAACUUUGUCACAGAUCACAACACUGUUCUACAUUAGUAGUUGCAACUUGUUGCUCAGCAUCCUUCACAACAACAUCACAAUUACACUACCUCAACAACCACACAAAACUAAACAGUACCACAGACAUUCCUUUCAUAAACUAACCUAUAAAGUGUCGCACUCCUCUGGGCUUUGUGGUGGUUAGUUGUUGCGAUGUACGUUCUUAGUCGCAUAGACAACACGGAUACAAGCAAGUCCGGACCGUAUGAUUACAUUGGAGCUAAUGGCACCAACGACUGCAAGUACUGGGAUCUGGGCUGCACGGAUACACCAGGUGCUUGCAACGAUAGCUGGCCCACAGGUACUUCAUUUAUUCAGUUUGUUUAUUUGUUGAUUGUGUUGUUGGGGCGUGUUUGAUUGGUGCUUGUAUUAGAACCCUAAAAGUCAUAACGAUAACCUCAGAUUUUGAUUUAGAUGAUAACUAAGGUAUUUCACUGAAGAGCUACCUCAGGUGAUUCAUUCUUUGACGAGUCUAUUGCCUAUGACAUCACGGAUUGGAACACGGGAGCCCGGUCGGAUAUCAAAAACGGCGCCACCUGUGUGCCAGGUGGAGCUCAGAAAUGCUACCGAUGUUCCAUGCCGCGUUACUCUUAAGGCGACUUUAAGUUGGUGUGAGCUGUAGCAAGAAAUUUGUUGUGGGUAGUAUGACUUUCCUUCGGUUAUGUAGAAGGUACUUGAAGAGGGAUGAGGGGCGAAUCCCCUUCCCGUCUCCCUCUUUCCUCCCUCCUCACUCUCUUCCCUCUGUCUCUAAUCUCCCUUCGACACGACAUUUGCCUACGUCUUCUUCUCACUGUUAUGGAACAACGCACUGAUUGUCGCCAUCGGUCAGUGCACUAUCGCUGGUGCCGUGGCUGCUUGGUACUUCACACCCAACGAUCAGAAGGGCUAUAACGCUGCUAUCAUGCCAGCUGUCUACAACUGCUUCCGAUUUCACUUCGGUACUUGUUAUUUGUUAUCGUUUUCUUCUGUUUGUUUGCUCUUACUAAUUUUGCUAGUUUUGAUACCACAUGAGGCUUUUCGGAAGCAGACUUCUUGUUGUCCAUUGAUCAGUAUUUCGACGAUAUGAUAGCGUUGUCCACAAUAGAUAUCAAAGAUCAUACUAUAGCUUACCGUUACUUCUUCAACAGGUUCUCUUGCCUUCGGUGCGUUCAUCCUUGCAGUCGUUCAGUUCAUCAAGUACGCUCUUGAGUACGUCAAGCGAAACGCACAAGCCCAGAAAAACUACAUCUUGCAGAAGAUCGCAGCUCUGCUCCAGUGCAUCGUUCGGUGCUUUGAGCGAUUUGUGAAGUUCCUCAACAAGAACGCCUACAUCCAGAUUGCUAUUCUCGGAAAGAACUUCUGUCGGUCAGCUUGGGCCGCUUUUUGCUUGAUCCUCCGAAACGCUGCCCGUCUAGGUGUCCUCGCGAUGAUCGGAACGCUCGUCCGCGCUAUUGGUAUCAUGUUCAUCGUUGCGACGACGACAAUUUAUGAACUCAGUUGCUUGAUGAGUACUGCUAAAAUAUUAUUGAUAUUUUCUCUGUCCUUUAAAAUCUUAAUUAAUAGUAAUCCUUGUGUCCUAUAAUUCUAACAGCUGAAGGUGAAGGUGGUCAAUCUGUGAGUUAUCUAAAUACAGGUAUGGGUUCUUUCGCCUAAUAGACGAUGUAACUGAUCAUGUAAGGGUCUGAAAUCAUCAGUUAUAGGAACCCUGAAUCAACCCUUUCCCAUCCACCAUCCCAUUCUGCCUCCCCUCUCUUCCCUCCCUUUCAUACCACCAUCGGAUAUUUUAUCCUCAUCGCCAUGUACGAGGAGGAUAUCAGCUCUCCGGUUCUCUGCAUCUUGCUCUUCUUUAUGAUGGGAUACGUGAUUGGACAACUCUUUAUGGACGUUUUCGGGUUGGCCGUGGACACAACACUCCAGUGCUUCGUGGCCGAUGAGGAAUUUUAUGGCAACUUUUUUUUCGCAUUUUUGUAAUUGCGAAUGUGGAUAGAACGUGACUUAGAGACUCUCAUGCUAAAUAAACUACGCAGGCAAAAAAUGUUUUGAAUCUGUCGAGGUCGACAAGAACAGCCAACUACGUAAUGAUUAGUAUUAGUAACUCUACUAGUACUAUUCGAUGACCACGAUGAGGAUUCGAUAUUGAUCUUUUAUGUCUCCGUCUUUCCCCCUCUAACGGCCGCACGCUGGCGGAGAAGCUGGUGGCGCGCAGUACACUCCGGAAGAGCUGAAGGGCUUCCUGAAGGAUCCCAACAGCGGCUCCAAGCUGUGCUGCUGCAAGUAGAUAUGAAUCUAGUGAUGUGGACGAAUUAGUGGGGAUCAUAGGGAUAAGAGGAACUUCUACCAUGGAAGAAUUGGUAGGGGAAGAAGAAGUUCCAUAAUGCGGUACGUAGAGGAAGAAGAUUCUCAGCAAUCCUGGUACUAGAGGAAGAACACUCAUCUCAGCAGCAGUUUAUGUAGCUGUGGUGAAGUUUCUUGUGAAAUUAAGUGAUGAGCAAGUAGGUAGUUGAUAACUUUGGAAAAGCCCGUGGACUGUUCUGCGUAGAACUACAGAUUUAUAACUAGAUGAAUCGUGGAUCUCACUUAGAGGAUUUAGAUUGAAAUAUGCUUAUAGUUCUAACUUUCAUUCUCAUUUCUCACAAAUGCAAUCGCGGUUAGUACUUACUUAUUCUCGUGUUUACUAAAGCAAAAGGCUAAUUACUAUUCGGAAAUUUCUGAUGUCUGUCAGCAAUGAUCUGAGGUCUUAUUUGAACUACAGUUACAGUAGACAUAAACAUACAGAGGCAUGGAGAUGGAAGUUCAUACCUCGAAUACCGAAGAAAAGAACUGGCGAGUCAGCUCGUUUCCGUCUAAAAAUUACACAUGAUUGUCGUCGUGCUAUCCUAUCAACAUGGCAAUCAAAUGUGGUGAACAGUGAUACACAGGGAGGAAGAACUCUUACAAAUAAUAAGUAGACGAAUUAGGGAAGACAGCAGAUACUUUGUUAGUACUACUCCAACAGACAUGAAGAAGCACAUGCUGUGCUGGCGGGUGGCGAGGCUAUUUUGUCCUCUACUAAAGAGGUUUGUCUUGCUCCGUCGCCGAGGAAAAGUACUCAGACGUAAAAAUGGGGUGCUUAGAUUUGCACGGUCUCAGACUUAUUUGCACUGUUAUUUUGAAACAGAAACACACCAGAACUAUGGCUAACAGAUUCCGCAGACCUUGUACAUAACAA